Emys orbicularis (European pond turtle) is the source of this 1687-nucleotide messenger RNA. It is a transcript of the gene PPP1R3D, whose product is annotated as protein phosphatase 1 regulatory subunit 3D. NCBI's taxonomy places the organism in Eukaryota, Metazoa, Chordata, Testudines, Emydidae. Gene Ontology annotation, molecular function: glycogen binding; protein phosphatase 1 binding. The record is from RefSeq and is a predicted model, not a curated record. Gene Ontology annotation, cellular component: protein phosphatase type 1 complex. Gene Ontology annotation, biological process: regulation of glycogen biosynthetic process. The coding region runs from base 231 to 1151 and encodes 306 amino acids. The transcript has a single exon.
AUUAGCUUCAAAUUCUCUUCAGGCUAGUGCAAUAGCUUCCAGAUUCCUGUCAUCCAUUGCAACAGCCUGUACCACUUCAGCCAACGCUAGUUACAACAUCCAGUGCAAUCAUCUCAAAUACUCAGUCACUGCCCCGUGACUGCUGUCAUCUCGGAGCCCCGUCCCUGUCACAAAAGAGACAGUUUUCAGUAGCUGCGGCAUCAACUUUGUCACCUUGCCUUCAGGAAACAAUGGAGGUACAUGUCCCUCGGAGGAGCCCCAGUUACCUCUCCGGUCUGUAUCAGAACAUGCUAAGGGCUGAAGAAGCAUUGGGUCCAGGACGGUGGCGGCCGGAGCACCAGCCAUUGCGUGGCAGCUCCAGUCUGAGCACCCCACCCAAGAGGGAGCCACAACCAAGUCAUCUUCAGAGCAGCACUACUAUCAGCUGUGACCCACACCUGCAGCCUAUCAUACGCCGACGAGCCAGGUCUUUGCCCCCUUCCCCUGAGAGGUUGAAGAAUACAGCAGCACAAUGCCGUGUUCCUAUGUGCAAGAGAAGCCGUAUAAACCGGGUGAGAUUUGCUGAUGCAUUGGGCUUGGAGCUGGCUGAAGUGAAAGUCUUUCAGGUUGGAGAGGACCCAUCCAUCCCCUUGCAUGUCCUCUCCAGGCUUUCCAUCAACUCAGACCUUUGCUGCAGCGAGCUGGAUAUGGAGAUCACCAUGCAGUGCUUAGUGCCUGACUUCCAGCAGCCUGUGGACUGUGUGGACUUCUCCACCCGCCUUCAUCAGCAGCUGGUGUGUCUAGAAUGUGUGACCAGCUCAGACCUGGGGCUCAGUGGCACUAUCCAAGUUCUCAAUGUGGCCUUCGAGAAGCAGGUGUCUGUGCGCUACACCUUCAACCAGUGGAAGAGCGUGCAUGAAGUGUGUGCUCAUUGGCACAGCAGCAAUCCUCAGGAGGAUGGGAAGGGCCAAGCUGAUGUCUUCACUUUCUUUCUCCCCAUGCCUCCUUUCCUCCUCCAGCUGUGCUCUGUAGUCCAGUUUGCAGUGAGAUAUUGUGUCAGUGGGCAGGAGUACUGGGAUAACAACCAAGGUAAGAACUACAGCUUCACCUGCAGGAGUCACCUUCUCAAGAUGCCUAGGGAAUGUGAGGAGAGCUGGAUCCACUUCAUCUGAGCAAGAAGAAGAUAUAUGGUUAUGGAAUGGCUGCAGUGGCCUUUUCUUCCUUGGUGUUCCUCUCUGCUUCUCUGACACCACAGAAAUCCUUCAAGAGGCAAAGAUGUUUCAAAAUGAGAGUAACAAGUGAUCUGUACAAAACUUUUUUGUAAGAGCUUGAGAAAGGAUAAAGGGCCAAAAUCUGCAUGGAUUUACAUCCCAGGAGACUUCAUGGGGUUCAAAGAGAUUUCAUAGACAGAAAUCAGGGCAGAACUGGCUCAAAGGGACACUGUCAGGCUAAAUGUAUCAAAGGGAAAAUUAUGUGUUACUAAUAAUACUUUACAUAAACAAAAAAGUUUAAAAUUACAACUUAUUUGUCACCAUUUUAUACUGUUUAAUUUUUUGCACUUAACUAACUGGAAAAUAGGUUCGCUUUACUUUUUUGUUAUAGAUUUGUUUGUAGUAUUACACUGGUUCUUGGGCAUAAUUCCAGUGCUGCAAACACUGGGGUGCAAACACUGCAGGGCAAUGUUUAUAUCCAAAUUAUUUGUAUUCCU